Molecule: messenger RNA, 1978 nt
Organism: Lucilia cuprina (Australian sheep blowfly)
Lineage: Eukaryota; Metazoa; Arthropoda; Insecta; Diptera; Calliphoridae
Product: transcription factor SPT20 homolog
Exons: 3
Coding region: 1136-1774 (212 amino acids)
Source: RefSeq, a predicted model, not a curated record
AAAAUAACAUGCCUUUAAAAUUGCAAAACUUUCAACAAAUAAUUAUAUUAUAAAAAUUUUAGUUCUUUAACAUUUUGUAUACAAAAGUAAACAUUUAAUUUCGCUUAAAUUACUUCCUUAAAAAAUGUCUGAACUGAAAAAUGAACUUUAACUGACAACAAUUUGUAAAAGAAUGUUUACUUGAAGUUUUGCUUUUGUUUCUAAAAUAAAUUUUCUUCACCUUUAACAUUAGGUAUUAAAGAAAAACUCUUAAAAAGAAAAAUUUUGUUCAACACAACAAUUUUCGGGCUAAAAUGACCUUGUUAUCUAUCGAAAAUCUGAAAAAAAAGUUCUGUAAAACUCUUAAAUAAACCAAAAGAAUUAAAAGACUCUUAAAAAACAUUUUCACAUAAAAGAGAUUUUUAAAAUGUUUAUAUUAUUCUUAAAAACAAUCUAAUGAAAGAGUUAAAUUUUCAUAAUUUUUGAAGAGCCUUACUCUUUGAAUUUUCUUUUUUGAAAAACUAUUUUGCUCGUUUUUAAAAAACAGCAGUUUCUUAAUGAGAGUGUAAAUUUUUGCCAAUUUAUAAAAAUUUUUGAAAACAGAAACAAAUAUUUUUGGUAUUAUUUAGUAUUGUGUAAAACGUGUCCAAAUUCGUAAACGAUAUAAAUUUUUGCGGUUUUAUUUAAAAUAAAAAAUCAAAAUAAAAAAUAGAAACAAGCAAAAUUUGAUAUUAAAUUUUAAAUAAAAAAAAUAUUCCAACACAAAAAUUUCUCAAAAAAAGUCAUACUAAAAUAAAAAUUAUUUAAAAAAAAUUAAACAGUUUAUUAUGAUUUUCAUGGCGGAAAUUGUGUCGUGUCACUUAUAAGUGUAAUCAAAAGAAAAUAUGUACAAAUUUUGACAACCAAAAUACCAAAAGCAUUAAAAGAAAAUUGCAAUUUAAAUAGUUAAAAUUGUGAAUCAUCUUAAAUUUAUAUAAAGAAAAAUUACCAAAUACUUAAUUUAAAAUUGCAAUUUAGUUUUAAAUAUAAUUCAAAAAAUAAAAUGCAAAUUUUGAGUUAAAUUUUAAAACAAAACAAAAGAUCGCGAGAAAGAGGAAGAGAGUGAGAGUAAUUAUAAUUAUAGAAACAAAUAAACAAAAACAAAAUCUAAAGCAAUAUGGCUACAACAUUUCUGAAUCGUUUUCAACGGGAUAAAAGUGAAAAACAAUCUCUCUUAAAUAAAGAACAACAGCAACAACAAAAGCGUUCUACUACAGAUUUUGAAGCGGAUACCGGAAAUCAACAAAACAAAUCGAAUGAAGAGAAUCGUAAUGGCAACGAAGAGAACAACAACACAAAUCCAAAACAAAGAAGACGUCGAUCAUAUGUUUUUGCCACUCUUAAAGAUGUUAUAGCAUUGGCAAAUAAUGAAGAUGCUGCUGCUCCAACAGCACCCACCAAUAAUAGCGGCAGCAGUUCUAGUAAUAAUAAUAAAAUUAAAGAUGCAAAACAAAACGAAGAAAAUGAUCAACAGAAAAAAGAAAUAAAGAAGGAUAAAACAGAUGGGGAGGAAACAAAGCAACAGCAGUCGCAAACGACGCAGCAACAGAAUCAACAACCAAGACAACAGAGACGUUAUAUGCGUAGUGCUACGGCGGCUAGUGUAACACAAUUGUUGUCGGAUGGUUGUAAUAAUCUAUUGCAAAGAUUUCGUCGUAAUCCGAGCGAACGACCUGAACAAAAAUCUCAUACACAGCAACUACGAGAACGGGAACGUGAACGCGAAAAACAGCAACAACAGAAAUCAAAUCGGUAAAUGUUGCUCACACAAAUCAAACGGAAAAUAAUUUUUUUUAAGAAAAUUUAAUAAAACAAAAACUCGUGAUUUGAAAUCAGUUAUUUUACGUGAAAAACGCAGUAAAAGUAAAACACCCUCAAAUAAAAAGCAUCGCAACUCUAAAUUAUUUUCAAAAGAUAAAGACGAUCAUAGAGAUAAUAAUUUUCAACGUUCUUCGAAAAC